AUGCGUUCUGGGAUGACGAUCAAAUCGCCGCAAAGAAGUUUACAAAGCAGGAAGAUCAGCCAACUAAGCGGACUGGCCAACGAAGCGAUGGAUUUAGCAACAGGAACAAGGACAAGAGUAAGUCGUACCCACAAGGGGACGCUGUGGCAGGAGAGAACUACACCAAGUUCACCAUCCCCAUACAUCAAAUCUUAG
This is a messenger RNA of Prunus armeniaca (apricot), 195 nucleotides long. NCBI's taxonomy places the organism in Eukaryota, Viridiplantae, Streptophyta, Magnoliopsida, Rosales, Rosaceae. The record is from the annotation of a GenBank genome assembly.